Brassica napus (rape) is the source of this 1608-nucleotide messenger RNA. Its product is annotated as putative hydrolase YtaP. Bases 183 to 1469 code for a protein of 428 amino acids. Lineage: Eukaryota; Viridiplantae; Streptophyta; Magnoliopsida; Brassicales; Brassicaceae. The transcript is spliced from 13 exons. The record is from RefSeq and is a predicted model, not a curated record.
CAAAAACAAAACGUUCACUAAAACACGUAGACAAAAGCCAUAACCAACAAUAAGUCAAUAAGCACUUAAGCAGGUAGGUAGCAAAUUGUUCGGCACUGAACGUGCUACGUGCAUCCUAGCCACACUAACAUAAUAAAAACAGAACAUCCAAAUCUGUUUCCUCUGAACGAUCACCGGACUACAUGGAAACGUUGAGUAACGAAACCAAUGAGCUCAGAUCGGAGUUUCUCCACAUUCUUCCAUGUCAACGAUUAUCCAACGUUCUUGUAAAGAACUGUCUAUUAUCUCUUCUUGUUUCCAAUCUCCUAAUCACCGGAGCUAUGGAAACGCACGAAGCUGUUGACUUUCGAUCUGAGUUUCUCCGAGUUCUUCUUAGUCGACGAUUAGGCCAAGUUCCAUUGGUAGCUGAGUGUUCAAAGCCAGUGGCCAAUCCUAUCUUUCAAAGUGCUAUUCCAUCUACAGCAGCACUAGAGUCUUGUCCAAAGGAACAUAUUGAUAACUUUAAAGAGAUGCUUAAAGAGGAAAAUAUUCAUUUACACACUGAGGCUGGAGAGCAAGGACGAUUGCCUUUGCUUAUUUUAAGCUUGAAGAAGAAGAGUGAAGAAAGAAGACCAGCUGUUGUGUUUAUGCAUGGCACAAGCGCAAACAAAGAAUGGUUAAGGCCAUGGCUUGAAGCAUAUGCUUCAAGGGGAUAUGUAGCCAUUGGUUUAGACUCUCGCUACCAUGGUGAAAGAGCUGACUCCAAAACUGCCUAUCAAGAUGCUCUCGUAUCGUCUUGGAAAAAUGGAAACACAAUGCCAUUUAUCUUUGAUACUGUCUGGGAUUUGAUCAAGCUAGCUGAAUAUCUUACUCAGAGGGAAGAUAUAGACCCGAAAAGGAUAGGAAUCACCGGUAUUUCGCUAGGAGGGAUGCAUGCUUGGUUUGCUGCUGCAGUUGACACCCGCUAUUCCGUGGCAGCUCCUUUGAUCGGUGUUCAGGGAUUUAGAUGGGCAAUAGACAAUGAUGCCUGGCAAGCAAGAGUAAACAGUUUAAAACCUGUAUUUGAAGAAGCAAGGAUUGAUAUGGGAAAGAGUGAAAUCGACAAAGAAGUGGUAAAAAAGGUAGGUAAGAAGAAUGACAGUGAUUAUAAUUACGGAUUGCGACUGAAUGAUUUGUUUGUAAUGAAACAGGUGUGGGACAGAAUAGCUCCUGGAAUAGCCUCUCAGUUUGAUGCGCCCUACUCGGUACCAGUCACUGCUCCACGCCCUCUUUACAUCCUUAACGGCGCUGAGGAUCCUCGCUGUCCUCUUGGUGGACUAGUUGUUCCGUUAGAGAGAGCUAAGAAGGCUUAUAACAAAACUGCAUCUCCUGGAAACUUCAAGUUCGUAGCAGAAGAUGGAGUUGGACACACAGUGACGAGUUUCAUGAUCAAAGAAUCAUCAGAUUGGUUUGACAAGUUCCUUAAACAAGGAAUCAUGACUUCUCAUUAAAACUAAGGCACAAGACAAUAUGUAACAUCAAUAAAAAUUGUAAACUAAUAAAUGCAUGUCCAUAAGAGACAUCUCAAAACUUUGGUUCCAAAGUAUAUGUAUGGUUAAAUAAAAGCAUGACAUGCAUAUCAAUUAAGCA